UAUUUAUGAUAUAGCAGAACAAGUUAAGAACAUUCUUGGAGUACUUCAUUCCGUCUCCGCCUCUUAUACUUUUUUAGGUGCUUAUAAAAAUCUUAUAUAAGUUUCUCUCAUCAUUUUAAUUCCAUCCUACCUUCCUUCCAGCACUUCAAUUAGUUUUGCCCUUUGAGUUUGUUGCAAUUGAAUAUAGGCUAACUAGCAUGAAUAGAGCAAGAUCUUUCUUACAGUCUCCAACAUAUGGAAACCUCAUCACUAUUCUUAGCAUUGAUGGUGGUGGAGUCAGAGGAAUUAUUCCAGGAACUAUUCUUGCGUUCUUGGAAUCUGAGCUCCAGAAACUGGAUGGCGAGGAAGCAAGAAUUGCAGAUUACUUCGAUGUGAUAGCCGGGACCAGCACAGGUGGACUUGUAACAGCCAUGCUUACUGCCCCUGACGAAAAUAAUCGCCCGCUGUUUGCUGCCAAAGAUAUCAACAGCUUCUAUCUUCAACACUGUCCUAAAAUAUUCCCUCAAGAUAGAAGUUGUUUGAGCGGCAUCCUUCCGUUUGCUAGCGCAGCCCAAACGAUUAAAGCCCUAACAGGUCCCAAAUAUGAUGGAAAGUAUUUACGUAAAGUACUCGAGGAAAAAUUAGGAGAUCUACGACUUAACCAGACAUUGACCAAAGUUGUGAUCCCAACUUUUGACAUCAAACUACUCCACCCAACUAUCUUCUCCAGCUAUGAGGUGAGAAGGAACCCCAGCCUAGACGCUUUGCUCUCAGAUAUAUGCAUAGGAACUUCAGCAGCGCCAACAUAUCUUCCAGCUCACCAGUUUGAAACCACCACUCCCGAUGGCCGUGUCAGACAAUUCCAUCUCAUUGAUGGAGGUGUUGUUGCCAAUAACCCGGCUUUGGUUGCUAUGAACGAAGUGUCGAAGGAAAUCCACAGGGGGAAUCCUGACUUCUUUCCAAUAAAGCCAACGGAAUACGGUCGGUUUCUGGUAGUGUCGUUGGGAUGUGGAUCACCAAAAUCAGAGCAGAAGUACAGUGCUCAUGAAGCUGCAAAGUGGGGUUUUUUGGGAUGGUUGCACGCCCACAAUUCCAAUCCCUUGGUGGAUAUAUUUACUCAAGCUAGUAGUGACCUCGUUGAUUUCCACCUUUCUACCGUCUUUCAAGCUCUCCACUCCCAUAAAUAUUACCUUCGAAUUCAGGAUGAUACACUCGAUGGAACAACACUCCCUUCGGUGGAUAUUUCUACUACUGAAAAUUUGAACAAUCUCGUAGAAGUUGGACAUAAAUUGUUGAAGAAACCAGUGUCAAUGGUGAACUUAGAGACUGGUAUUUAUGAGCCUUGUCACGAAGAUACAAAUGAAGAGGCUCUCGUAAGAUUUGCUAACAUACUUUGCAAAGAGAGAAGGGCUCGCGAAGCUAGAUCACCAUAUGGAAAAUCAAAAUCUGCAACUCCCAAACUGGACACCAUUGAUUCCGUUUAAUAGUUAAUCCCCAAAAAAGACAAUCAUUAAUUUGUGUUGUGCUUCCAAAAAGGGAUGCCAAUUAUUUAUUUUUCUUAUGUAAUUUAAUUUAGUUAAAACGUCGUUCUUGAAUAUUUCUUUGUCCUUCUAUGAGAAAUUUAUUAUAGAUUUAA
Messenger RNA from Ziziphus jujuba (common jujube), 1615 nucleotides. RefSeq names its product patatin-like protein 2. The record is from RefSeq and is a predicted model, not a curated record. The transcript is spliced from 7 exons. Gene Ontology annotation, molecular function: glycerophospholipase activity; monoacylglycerol lipase activity. Bases 198 to 1463 code for a protein of 421 amino acids. Gene Ontology annotation, biological process: lipid metabolic process. NCBI's taxonomy places the organism in Eukaryota, Viridiplantae, Streptophyta, Magnoliopsida, Rosales, Rhamnaceae.